GCGCAUGCGCCGCCACGCGCGGGCGAAGGGUGACAGAGGACACGCGCAGGGCUUUCCGACCACAGCGUCUACACUCAUGCACAUCGAUAAUGUACAUCGCUGGGUUGCCUGCUGCUGACUGCUGGUUACAACCUUUGCUUUUGUCAGUGUGUCAUUCUUACGUCGGCUUCUAGUCACGUGACCAAGAUGGCAGCCUCUAAGCUGUUGAAGGUGACGGAGGAGGGAGCUUAACGGAGGAAAAGCUCCGUUCAACAAAUACACUCGGUUGUCAACACCGAUCGCGCCUCGGCAAGGUUACGUCAUUCGUUGAGCUACCUGUGUGGUUUCCUUUUCGACUGAUUUCUUUACCUGACAGGGUUCAAAGGCUUCGGUGUGUCAGUUGUGUAGAUGCUCAACGAGGCUGCGUGAGUACUACCUGAUGAGAAAGAUGGUCCCUUCCACAUAAAGCAGAAAACAAUUCUCACCUUGCUAACCCCUUUUUUCAAGUAACCAACGGCUGCACCGUCUGACGUCACGAGUAUUGAUGACGUCAUGAGCCGAAACAAUGAUCAUCGAGAUAACAAGUCACAGGUCCUGCGUCUUAAUGUCGGAGGAAUGUUUUACACCACAACGAGGCCGACGUUCCUUCGUCAUCCUGCCUCCUUGCUGGCGCGCAUAGCUACGGGCCACGUGCAAGUCUCGCGAGAUGACCGUGGCUUCCUAGUGAUCGACCGGGAUGGCCAAGUCUUCAGACACGUUCUCAACUAUCUCCGCACUGAUCGCCUUUUCCUGCCCGACGGAUUUCGAGAGGUGGCGCUUCUUCGCGAGGAGGCCAUUUAUUAUGAACUUCCGGGGCUGGUAGGAAUACUGGACGGCAUGUUGGAAAAUCGCAGGAGAAAUCUCCGUAGAGGCGGUAAUUUCCGGAGAGGCAACAUCAACCCUAACAACCACGACGGCGCGGGUAUCCACGGCAACAGGAAGAUCAGCGCCAGCGUGGGCGACAACCUCCACCUUCUUCAGGAAGAAGACGACCUCGACUUCAUCGAGGACAGCUGGAUAGGUGGCGCAUUGACAUGAGCGAGUCUCUUUUCGGACGUGAGUUCAUACACGCCACUGAUCAAGGGACAUCAUCGUGUUCUGUGUCGUCUGUAAGUAUGCUUCGUCCAUGGAGUGAGUUGUCGCACCUGUCCACGAGCGCGACUGCUCUUCACACUACGCGCACGUGCUAGGCAAGAGAUCAGACAUCUUAACGAGUUUUCUUAUCGAGAAAGUAAUCGAUCAUCAUCGACUGACCCUUUCUUUCUUAGUCUGUCGUCUGGUCCUGUUGUGCCAAUAUCAAGCUGUUGAGUGAAUUGUUUCUUCUGGGAAAAAAAGAAGAGAAGAAUCAUCAUUGUCAUAUCAUUUUAAUAAUGGAAGUACAUCGUACUGACGGUUUUACAUCGUAUUGACAUCAGGUAAAUAAAUACCACCUCACUCGUUGUUUUCGGGAGGAAAACUUUUUUCCAUUAUUGCACGAGUCUUUCGUAGGAAGCGCUGUUCCAGACAGUAGUUCUGAUAAUAGAAUGCUGUAUAUUAUACUCGACAGCAGGAAACACUAACUGCUGGUGUCUCGACUUCGUUUCCAAAAAAAAAAAAGAAAAAGAAAAAAAAAAAUAGCAAGAGAACUUCGACUUUCGACAUCCAACAUCAUUUUCUCUUGCUGUUAACAGUAAAAACUAAAUUAUCUUUCAUUUUAUAAAUGAAAUGUUCUUCAAGUGACAACCCAGAUAUAUAAAUUUUGUCUCAAGGAAAUGAACGCAUAAUAUCUAGAUGAUUCGGCGCUGAAGCUAGAUCAAAAGUUUUCAUGGUAUUGAAUUGUGAAAACAGGAAUUCUUUGUGCAAGGUGAAGAGAAAAAAGGGUCAAAGAUAAAUCAGUUUAGAGUCAGGUUUAGUACAGAAGGAUUUCAUAAUUAUUCCGCUGGGAAACUGCAUGGCAGCAGCCGUGGAAACGAGUUGGUAGUGAACAGCCCUGCACAAUGAUAAGUGUUGUUGAACGCUAACCAGUGACCCCUGAAUGUUUACCACGCCAGCAAAUUAGUCCUGCCAAAGAAUUUUUCACAGGUGUAACACUGACAAAAGCAAGAAGCAAACCAAAAAGCUACAUUCUCUAUGCCUAUACUUCUGUAAACCACUUCUAUGACACAAAGGACCUUGCAGAGUCCAUCACCGCUGCUGCCUUUACACAUGUGACAACAGCUGUACACACCAAAGGCCAGAUGUAGGCUGUGGUUUGACAAUGUACUAGGAAAGUCGCAGCAGCUGGGCUUGUUUUCAGAGAAUCGAAGAGCGUGCAGCUGGCUUUUUAUUAGCACAUCGACGUGCGUGCAGCUGGGCUUUUAUUAGCAUAUCAAGUGUGUGAAACGAAAGCCAGCGCACUUAAACUUCAGGUGAGGUGUUCAGUGGCGACCAGUCUCAGUUUAAGAUACCUCCAGCUCCCUCCCUGCUUCUUUUUGUAAGGUGCAAGCUUUCGCCGUAGCACGUGCAGAAGCAGGUAAUUGAAGGAUACGUGUACCUUAAACACAAAGCUUCACCGCUGACUGUACCCUUGAUGACAAAAUCGUCUCCCUGUACUUCAUGGACACUACCAUUUUGACCUUUCGGAUUCUUUUAUAAUAACAAUAAAUAUUUGUAUUAUCGGAGAACUUGUGCCAUAAAAGAUAAGAGAAACUGUUUGCUCAGAUUUUUGGAACUAGCAUCUCUUACUAAAUAAACCAAGCAGCCCUUUCCGAACAGAAGAAAGAAGUGUGCACCCUGAUAAUGCAGUCGGCUAGAAAUGCCAUUCUGACCCAUGGAAAAAUCAGGGACUUCUAUUCACCGACAAGUACUACUUCUGGUGAAGGACCCAAACCUACUCACUGUCAUUUCCAGGAGUAGGUGAGGAUUAAAGUGUUUGCAACUUGCUCUUGAGACUGAUCUCUUCAUCAUUCUUGCUGACAUCGCUGUGUGAGAUAUGUAGGAAUACACAAGGAACUGCAGAUGCCUCAAGUUUCGAAAAUGUACCUGUUUUUCCUUGCGUACAUUUAUCAUUCAUCUGCUAUCAGACUGUGUCAGUAAGUCGAGACGGCGGUAGAGUUCAACAGCCAUUCAAUGGCUGUUUUCCCUUUAAUGGACAAGGGAAGAGAAUGCCUUUGAUGUACAGUUUAAAUUAUUAGGUUUUGUGUGGGUGCUGAAUGCAGCUUAACAUCCAUCCCUUAUCCUCCACCAUAUCCCCUUCCCCCAAAAUAACAUUUAUUCCAGGGUCCCUGGUUAUUAACCGGCUAUGUGUUUACACGAAUUUCCAUAGAUCUCUGAUUUUGUUUGCUUGUCUUUUUUUUUUUCUUUUUUUUUUUUUUUUUUUUUUUUUGAAGGAGUGAAUUCGCUUGAACCCUUCCACGCUUGUAUUCUGCUGAUGGGAAGAGGUUGGACAGGCAAAACAAAACAAAGAAAAGGAAACGAAAAUAUAAUCUGCUUUCACCUUUUGCUAGGCCGACCAAUAACUCGCAACUUUUUUUUUUUUUUUGGUCAAGUGCCAUCGUCAGUUCUACACAAAAGUUGUCUGGGUUUUUUAUUAUUGAGCCUGGUUGUGGAACGCUGUCACUCAAAUCACCUUUGUGCAGUCACAUGACAGAGAGUCGAAAUUUAUUUAUCGUCAGUUCGCAGCCUGUCAGGCGUUCUCUCCAAAGAUUGAUUUUGUUGUCAAGUCCUUUAUUAACGUUUACUUGUGUAAGGUAUGCUUUUAUCUUUAUUGGUUUGGAUUUCUUAAUGAAGAUUAAGCGAUUAUUCCAUAUAAAUAACUGAAGCCUGUUAAUCUGGAGAGAGGCGAGAUUUAAGAAUUAUGACUAUAAGUAUGGUUCAUCCAUGUGGUAGGCAACUGCGGAAAGAGAAACAGAAAUCUGCACAGAAAUGUCAUGUCACAGAUAUCUUACAUCUAUAAGUGAAUAUAGGACAUCUAAGGAAACGUAAACUUGUUUACACAGAGAUAAACAAAAGGAUGUACCAAAAGAUUUUGGAAGUUUUAUUUAUUUAUUAUUUUUUUUAAUUUAUUUAUUUAUUUUUUGUUUAAAGGAAAUAAAUAAUUCUAGCAACGCAUAUCGAAAGCAAGGGAAUUAAUUCUUAUGAACUUGUUCAGGCCUCGAAUAGUGGUUACUCCCCCUUAACUAUGUCCGUGCAGGUCUAACACCUUCAAUUUUCCUCACUGACAACAGUUUUAUUUUUAAAAAGCACAUUAAGGGAAAUAUAACAACGAGUAAUGAACUGGAUUUUUCACAUACCUUAAACCUGUCUAAUUAUUUUUCUCCCCAUCGCUAUGUUGUUUUCCGUGCCUCUUUUACUUCUAUUCGAAAGCGAUCACUGAAGAAAUUAUUUGGCUAUAAAUAUUUCAUAUAUGAGCGGUCUUUGUUCCGCAAUCGGUUUUGGCCAUACAAAAAAAAUUAUAACCACUGCACAGGUGUCUUUCUCAACUUUUCUCCCAUAUUCAGCCCUUCGUCUUCCACAGAUUUCAUGUCUGGCUACACAUCCUAUAGUGUGUUGCUUUUCUCCUCUGUUUUUCUUACAAUGUCUUUCUACACAUGCAAGUUCUCUGUCCGUCCAUGAAACAUUGCCCAGGAGUCUUAUGCCUGUUAGUGUUUGUUUUCUUUCUCAUCUGUUUCUCGCUUUUAGUCUUCUUGCGACAACAAAUUCUCUGGCAAAUAUUGCAAACCUUUUCAAAAGUCUUUUAAACAUUUGUUUUUCCUUUUUAUACCAGCCCCGACCAGCAUCUUGAAUGUUAUUGCUGUUAGGUUUGACUGUGUGUCCUGGGCUGGCUGGUUAGUUGGUUUGUCAUGUGUCCGACGAUUUGAUUAGAUGUGUAUAUUUUGUGUCAGUGUGACUUGCAUGGGAUAUAUUUUGUCAGCAAGUCAGAUAUAUACAUAUAUCUGUACGAUAAUUUUUUUUCUGUUGUAAACGCCAUAAGCUCCACUGAAGAGAAAGGUAGGGCCCAAAAACAAUUAUUCCAUCUGUCUGUUUCUGUCUUUUUGUGCCUAUAUCUUUCUAAGGUAAGUCUUCUGUCUGAAUGGAUACUACAUUCACUUUAUCUGACGGCCGUUGUACUGUCGUCCGACUAACGACAAUAUCUGUGACAAUAUUGACAAAUUGUUAAUUUAGGACAAAGCAAAACAAAAAAGUCAGGAAUUUUCAAAGUGUCAUUUGUACAUCAGCAUAAGGGCACAGGGUGGAAAAAAUCUUCUACAUUAGAAUACUCAUUCUGUCUCAGAAAUGUAUAGUGUUGUUUUUUUAUUCGCGAAGAUUAUUCGUCCUUUUGUGAAGUCACAUCAUGGCGGAUUUGUACAAGCCCCUCUAUGAUCAGAGCAUAAGUCUAUUAUAUUUAUUCCAUGAAUUUUGAUCUUUUGGUGUACAGCAUUUCUCGAAGUAAGAGCUUGUAUGCUGCUUUCCAGAGCAUAGGACUGGUGACUUGUCUGUGCCUAGAGCAAUGCUUUCUCAUACGCUGGACAUGAUGUGUUUACUCUUACUCUCAUUCAUGUUUUCUUUUAAAUGUCAUGAUAAAACUUAACAGCAUGCUUCUUCGUUUACUUAUUUUUGUUUUAAAGUCUUGGUAGAGGUAAAACUACUAAUAAACUGUCAAGAAAAACGC
Molecule: messenger RNA, 5626 nt
Organism: Pomacea canaliculata
Lineage: Eukaryota; Metazoa; Mollusca; Gastropoda; Architaenioglossa; Ampullariidae
Product: BTB/POZ domain-containing protein KCTD21-like
Exons: 5
Coding region: 532-1056 (174 amino acids)
Biological process (GO): protein homooligomerization
Molecular function (GO): protein binding
Source: RefSeq, a predicted model, not a curated record